Yamadazyma jaroonii is the source of this 1731-nucleotide messenger RNA. The record is from the annotation of a GenBank genome assembly. Lineage: Eukaryota; Fungi; Ascomycota; Pichiomycetes; Serinales; Debaryomycetaceae.
AUGCCUGAACUUAGUGAAUUCGAAAAGCAAAGACAAGAGAAUAUCCAAAGAAACAAGGAAUUAUUAAAGAAAUUGAACCUUGAUCUGAUAUCUCAAUCAAUUGCUGAUGAGAUUCCAAAAGAUAAACCCAAAGCCAAAAGAAGGAAGCCAUCACCUAAAGUCAAACAAGAAGUUGAACCUCAAAGAAGAUCAAGAAGAAUAGCUGGUGUGAAGACUGAAAAUACUGAAGAGUUCAAAAAAGCUCAAGAAGAAGCUGAAGAAAGAGAUAGACAAAAGAAAGAACUAGAAAAGCUAAGAUCAACGCGUCUUUAUGGUAACUUCAGUUUGAUUGAUUUAGUUACCGAUAGAAGUCUGGGUAAUUUGAAGUUCGAAGAUAAAGUUUAUCCAGUCAAGAAAGAAAAAGAAUCAGAGAUUAAAGAAGAAGAAGAAAAUGCUGAAGAAAAGGAGGAAAUCAAUAUUGAAGAAGAUAAUGAAGUACUUACACUUUUCCGAGAUUUAGGUGAUAAAAUGUCAGCAGGUGAUUUUUAUGAUCUCAUUAGAGAUUCCAAAUUAGACUAUAAUGAUAAAGUAUUGGAAACUAAACGUAAAGAAUUCGAUGAUUUGAAAAUUUAUGAAAAAGUUGAUCCUUUGGAUAUCAAAUUGAGUCAUCAUAGGAUAACUUCUAUUAAUUUUCAUAGUAACAUCAAGGAUAGAAUCAUAACGGCUGGGGAUACUAAUGGUGAUAUAGGUAUUUGGGCUGUUGAUUCUACCAAGAAAGAUGAAGAUGGUGAUGAAGAAGCUACAGUAUCAAUUUUGAAAACUCAUGGAAAAUCGAUAGCUAGGAUAUUAUCACCUUUCGAGACUCCUUCGAAAUUCUAUACUGCUUCAUAUGACGGAUCAGUACGCCAGAUGGAUCUUAAUAAGUUAACAUCAACUGAAGUGGUUUAUCUUCAUGAACCAAAUGAAUCAGAUGACUAUCCUUUGGGUGUUUCAGAUAUCAAUUUUUGUACUGAUAAUCCAAAUUUGUUAUAUAUGACCACGUUAUCAGGAAAUUUCUAUCAACACGAUAUCAGAACAGCUUUCAAAUCAAUCGAUACCAAAAAGUUUUUAAGAUUAUCUGAUAAGAAAAUCGGAUCAUUCACAAUAAAUCCCAACAAAUCACAUCAAAUAGCCACUGCAUCAUUAGAUAGAACAUUAAAAAUUUGGGAUUUAAGAAAUGUCAGUAAAUCGAAUGCUUCAUGGUCAGAAUUUGAAGAUCAAUUAAGUGCCCAUCCAUACGGAGCUUAUAAUUCAAGAUUAUCAGUAUCUUGUGUUGAUUGGAAUAUAGAAAAUAGAUUGGUAUGUAAUGGGUACGAUGAUAAUAUUUGUGUAUUCAAUUUAGAUGAUUAUAAACCUGGAGUACCUCCAGUGGUUGAAUGGGCCAAGGAUUAUCAACCGCCAUUCAAAAAUAAAGAAGAAGGAGUCGUUCCUAAUAAUAUCCAACCAUUUACUAAAAUAAGACAUAAUUGUCAAACUGGUAGAUGGAUAUCUAUUUUAAAAUCCAAAUGGCAAACAGCUCCUAAGGAUGGAGUUCAAAAGUUUGUCAUUGCCAAUAUGAAAAGAGGUAUUGAUAUUUAUGAUCAAAAAGGGCAAAUAAUUGCCCAUUUAACUGGACCUAAAGUUGGAGUUGUACCAGCAGUUACAGCAUUCCACCCUACAGAAAAUUGGGUCGUCGGAGGAAGCGCUAGUGGUAAGAUAUAUAUGUUUGAAUAG